Messenger RNA from Aethina tumida (small hive beetle), 1912 nucleotides. RefSeq names its product nucleobindin-2. Lineage: Eukaryota; Metazoa; Arthropoda; Insecta; Coleoptera; Nitidulidae. Bases 136 to 1866 code for a protein of 576 amino acids. The record is from RefSeq and is a predicted model, not a curated record. The transcript has 6 exons. Gene Ontology annotation, molecular function: calcium ion binding. Gene Ontology annotation, cellular component: endoplasmic reticulum-Golgi intermediate compartment; extracellular exosome.
UGAUGUCAAGGAUCCAAUCGUGUUGGAACUUUUACAAGAGCAAACAAACAAAAUUAAUAUGUUAAUGCUCGCUGUUUACUAAUCCACUUAUUUAGUUUAGAUAUGUUAUUGCAAUACUAAGAGAAAACUCAAGAUAUGAAUCCAUUAUUAUUGUUAUUGGGUUGCCUGUUGGCACUGCAGGGAUGUUACGCCCCACCUGUAACCCAAAAUAAACAACAGGAGGCUGAUUCUGAUGAAAAGAACUUGGAGGACUAUAUGGAAUAUCACAGAUACCUCAAAGAAGUGGUAAAUGCAUUGGAAUCUGAUGCAGACUUUAGAAAAAAACUGGAGAAGGCUGAAGAAGCUGAUAUAAAAUCAGGUAAAAUUGCCGAAGAACUAGAAUUUGUUUCUCAUCAUGUUAGAACCAAACUGGAUGAAAUCAAAAGAGUCGAAUUACAAAGACUGAAGGAGCUGAUGGAGCAAAAAAAGAAAUUGUUAGACACAAACUCCAUUGAUGCUGAUGAUCCCAUGCAUCAUCAUUUGGAUCAUUCCAAUCCACACACUUUUGAAGUGGAGGAUCUGAAAAAGUUAAUUGCAAAGACAACCUCUGAUCUUGCUGAAGCUGACCGAAAAAGACGUGAGGAAUUCAAACAAUAUGAAAUGCAAAAAGAGUUUGAAAAGCAAGACAAGUUAAAUCACACAGUUGGAGAGGAACAUGAGAAACUGGAGAAGGAAUAUAAGGAAAAAGAAGAGAAACAUAAAAAACACGAAAAAUUGCAUGAGCCUGGCCACAAAGCGCAGUUGGAGGAAGUUUGGGAGGAGCAGGACCAAAUGCAGCAAGAUUUUGACCCAAAAACAUUUUUCAUGCUACAUGAUCUUGAUGGUAAUGGCCUUUGGGACCAGGAUGAAGUAAAGGCACUAUUCAUUAAAGAACUGGAAAAGAUGUAUGAGCAGGGUCAUCCCGAGGACGAUAUGCGAGAAAAAGCUGAAGAGAUGGAGCGAAUGCGAGAAUCUGUUUUCAGAGAAAUCGACAAGAACCGCGACAUGUUCAUUGAUUAUGAAGAGUUCUUGGCACAGACCAAGUCUAAUGAAUUCAACCAGGACAAUGGAUGGCAGGGUCUGGAUGAGCAGAAACCAUACACUGAUGAAGAGUUGCAGGAGUACAUUAGGCAGCACCAACUCAACCAAAUUCCACAAGGAUACCAGGGGUAUCCUCCACAAGGUUAUCCAAAUCCUAAUUUCCACCCAGCAGUGGGCUAUCAGGCUGCACCACCUGCAGGCUAUGCACAACCUCCUCCUUAUCAUCCUAAUGCAGUUCCACAAGCUGGAGAGUUCCACCCCGGUCAAAUACCGCAUCAGCCUCCACAACAAUUACCUCCACAUGUUGUACAACAGCAAGCUUAUCAACAACAACAACACUACCAGCAACAGCAAGCUUAUCAACAACAACAACAACAACAGCAAUACCAACAACAGCAGCAGCAAUAUCAGCAGGCUCCUCCACAACAGCAACGUCAACCACCACCACCACCACAACAGUAUCAACAACAACCACCCCCUCAACAAAAUCAACAAACACAACCACAACAAAAUCAACAGAUACCGUCUCAACAAAAUCAGCAAGUAAAUCAAGUUCAGCCUCAAGGUAAUGCCCCCCCACCAGCAGUCCAAGUGCAACAAGGGUAUCAGCAGCAACAGGCCCCUCAACAACAACAACAACAACAGCAACAACAAGGGUACCAACAACCCGUCCAAAAUCAACAAGGGGGGCAUCAUCCGCAAGCGCAGGCGCAACAGGUGAAUCAACAGCAGGCUAACGUUCAACCUGCACAGAAUCAAAACGUCCCACAGCAAGGUGGUGCGCCUCCUCAAGUUAAUCGUGUAUAAUGUACAUGUUCAGCAUUUAUGAUUUGCAAAUAAAGGUGCAUUUAUA